Molecule: messenger RNA, 884 nt
Organism: Ipomoea triloba (trilobed morning glory)
Lineage: Eukaryota; Viridiplantae; Streptophyta; Magnoliopsida; Solanales; Convolvulaceae
Product: myosin ID heavy chain-like
Exons: 4
Coding region: 86-700 (204 amino acids)
Cellular component (GO): myosin complex
Molecular function (GO): cytoskeletal motor activity
Source: RefSeq, a predicted model, not a curated record
CAGUUAGUUGAUUGCCGUUCACGCUAAACCGGCAUCGAACCCAUCUUUCCCGGCCGUUCACGCCACCGCUUGUUUCCGCGCAGCAAUGUCGAGGUACCGAACGAAUCCGGCGGUCCACGUAGAACCGGAUGAAGCCGAAGAUCUCCGGUGUGACGACGAAGAAACCGCGGCGGAGAACAACGAAGAGGAGGGAGGAAGCCGAGGCGUUGAUUGCCCCGGCGAUCAUGUCGGCGUGCCUUCUCGUCAUUACCUCAAGAAAAUUCUCGAAAAACAAGGAGACACGAACCUUGUCUUUGCCGAUAAGGUUUUGAAGUUCACGGGUUCAGGGAAGAUGAAACGACGCAUCCUUCUUAUCACUGAUUUUGCAAUUUAUAUUGUGGACCCAGAAACUGACGUUCUUAAGAGGCGGAUUGCCCUGGCAGCUGUUGAAAAGCUUUGCUUGAGCAAACUAAGUGAUAACUUCUUUGCAAUUAUUAUCCCAACCGAGUAUGAUAUACUCAUGGCAAGCACUAGGAAAACUGAAAUUGUAAUGUCCAUAGUGGACACUACCAGGACUGUAUCUAACUAUGAACUUGAUGUCUUUCACUCAAAUAGGUUUGAGUAUAAUGCGACUGCCGAGUUAGUGAAACAAGUUAAAUUUGAGGAAGUUGAAGGUGGUGUUAAAACAAGAAUUGUGCAGAACACUCGGCGUAAAGAAUGAUUUUUUUUCUUUUUAAAUUACAAAUGGCUAAUUUUGGUUGCAUACCUGUGUACUCCAUAUAAAUAGAUAGUAAAAGAUGUGGAGGAGAUUGAAUAUAUUCUUUCAUGGAACAUGUACUCUAGGGCUUAUAACCUCUCUGUAACAUUUCUGAAGUUUUCUGGAUAAUAUGAACAAAAUUUUACUA